Molecule: messenger RNA, 645 nt
Organism: Aegilops tauschii subsp. strangulata
Lineage: Eukaryota; Viridiplantae; Streptophyta; Magnoliopsida; Poales; Poaceae
Source: RefSeq, a predicted model, not a curated record
AUGAAAGCAGAAGCAUACAUGUACAUGGCAGCCAAACGGGCUACUUUCUUCCCGCGCGGGCCAGGCUGGGCCUUACGCGGGCAACCAAACACGCCCCUGAUCGCUUGGCGCGUGCUGGCCGGCGACUUGCUGGACUAUGUCCGCUUCCGCGCGGUCUGCCCCCACUGGCGAUCUAGCAUGGUCUGCCCACACGGCUGCGGCGUCAUUGAUCCACGCUUCCACCUGCGCCGCUGGAUGAUGCUACCGGAGGGCCACGGCCUGUACCCGUCCCACGCCAGCCUCCGGGGCUACAUCCACUUCUUCAACCUCGACACAGGGAAAUUCGUCCGCGUCAAGCUCCCGGUCUUCAACGACCACUGUGUCCUCGACUCGGCCGAAGGUCUGCUAGUCAUGCAGCGGGAUGAAGACACAGCCAUCCGACUGUUCCACCCUUUCACCGGCGAUGUCGUCGACCUCCCACCACUCGUGACCCUUGUGCCACACAUUAACCCUGACCUACCUGGGGCUUUUCACCCGAUGCAGAAGUUCCACUACCUUAGGGGAGUGUGUGCCGCCUUCAGUGUCAGCGCUACCGGAGCCAUCACCAUCAUGCUCGCGCUUCAUCGGAUGGGAUGUGUAGCCUUCGCUACCCCCCGUGAUCAGUGA